AGAAUUCUUUCGAUUGGUGCGCGUCUUGUGGAAUUCCCGAUGACCUUGUGACCUCAAUUUUGCUCGAAUAACAACGAUUAAACAUUAUUUAAUCAUUUUACAUUUGUAGCAAGAGUAAAAAUGAAAGAAUUUGUAUGGCUUGUAGUGUUUUAUUUUAUAAGAUUAAGUUUAGCUGACUUUGAAGUUCCGGAUGCUUUGAUUGAAGUUUUUCAACCUCAAGGUCUGCGAGUGUCGAUUCCAGACCAAGAAGGCAUAAAACUCUUCGCCUUCCACGCCAAAAUCAAUGAAGAAAUGAAUGGCCGUGAAGGGGGAACAUUUUCAAGAGACAUCACAAAGGCUAAAAACGGCCGUUGGACCUUCUACGACCCUUAUGCGAAAUUAAAACUUGGAGACAGACUAUAUUACUGGACUUAUGUUGACUAUUUUGACGGGAAAAAUAAAUUGGGGUACACUAAAGACGAUCAAGAGUUUGUAGUCAGCCAAUUGUUAGACAAAAAGGGAUCACCUUCAACCCCACUGGUGCCAAAACCAGCACCCGAAGAAGAAACUCUUCCUAGUGGUUGCAAAGCGAGCGCUACGAUCAGCAAACACCAAAAGAUGUGUAAAGGAGAAGAAAUCUAUAGCGAAAAUUUCGACAAAUUGAAGCCAGACUUGUGGACUCCAGAAAUCAAAUAUGCCGGAAAACCGGAUUUUGAAUUUGUUUUGUACACUGAUCGAAAGGAAAUUUUGUCGGUGGUCAACAAUGAACUUGUCAUUCGCCCAAUUCCCACCGAACAACUCUUCGGUAAAGGAUUCGUGAGUUUUGAACACGAAAUAGACCUUGGCGAUAAAUGUACGGGAAUCCCCGGCACCACCGAAUGUGUCCAAAAAGCGGUGGCUUUUUUGAUUCUUCCUCCAGUAGCUUCGGGUCGGAUCACCACGAAAAAUAAAUGGUCUUUCAAGUUUGGGAAAAUCGAAAUUCGGGCUAAAUUGCCCAAAGGUGACUGGAUUUAUCCUCAAUUGUUCCUAAAUCCGGUGAAUGAGGAGUACGGCCCGGAUUACGCUUCCGGGCAAAUCCGGAUCGCUUACCUCCCCGGAAAUAAAGCCAUGGCGCGAAAACUGUACGGCGGGUGUGUACUGGGGAGUUCCCCUGCCGCUAGGAAUUACGCUUUGAAAAAAAUUGAGAAAAACGAAGGCUCGUGGAGCGAUGACUAUCACAAAUUUACCGCAAUCUGGAAACCAGACGAAAUUAUUCUCAUGGUUGAUGACCAAGUUUAUGGAAAUAUUUACCCCCCUAAGGGGGGUUUUGUAAGUGAGUCUCAGAACUUGGAUUUAGAUAUGAAGAAUGUCGAGAGAUGGCGUAAUGGCACUUCAUUCGCACCAUUUGAUAAAGAGAUGUAUUUGACAAUUGGUGUGGGAGUUGGAGGUCAUUGUUUUGAGGAUCGCAAUGAUGGCAGCAAGCCAUGGAAAAACAACGACCCCAAAGCACAAAAAAACUUCUACAAAGCUUCAUCACAAUGGUUACCAACUUGGGACAAUUCUAGUGUUUUAAAAGUGGACUAUGUGAAAAUUUGGGCUCUGUGAUUUUUUACACAACUUUAUUAAAUAUUGUAUUGCCAUAUAAAAACAAUUGCAAAAAUAUUACAGCACAAUAAUACUUAAAUUUUGUACAAAA
Tribolium madens (black flour beetle) is the source of this 1654-nucleotide messenger RNA. RefSeq names its product beta-1,3-glucan-binding protein-like. Gene Ontology annotation, biological process: carbohydrate metabolic process. The record is from RefSeq and is a predicted model, not a curated record. The transcript has 6 exons. Bases 121 to 1563 code for a protein of 480 amino acids. Lineage: Eukaryota; Metazoa; Arthropoda; Insecta; Coleoptera; Tenebrionidae. Gene Ontology annotation, molecular function: hydrolase activity, hydrolyzing O-glycosyl compounds; carbohydrate binding.